CGCGCUAUAUAUAUACCCACUAAUAUGCAAUGAUUUCUCCACCCAGAAAAAUUAUAUACAGAGAGAGAGAGAGAGAGAGAGAGAGAGAUGGGGAGAAAACCAGCCGGUGAUACAGACGGGCUAAAAAGAGGAGCAUGGUGUGCUGAGGAAGAUGAAGUCCUUACUGACUACGUCAAAACACAUGGAGAAGGACAAUGGAGACAUGUUGCUAAAAAAGCUGGGUUGAAUCGGAGUGGGAAGAGUUGCAGACUGCGAUGGUUGAAUUAUCUUAAACCUGGUGUUAAGAGAGGCAACAUUUCUCCGGAAGAAGAAGACCUCAUUAUCAGAUUGCACAAGCUUCUUGGAAACAGGUGGUCUCUCAUAGCCGGAAGAUUGCCCGGUCGAACAGACAAUGAAAUCAAGAACUUCUGGAAUAUCAGUUUGAGCAAGAGAAUUCAAGAAGAAAGACCUCGACGCAUAAUUAAUAACAAGCAAGCACCUAAUGCUGGCGAUAAUCAUCAUCAACGUGGUAAUUAUUGUUCUAAUCCUUCCAAAGAUGAAGAUGAUCAAUCCAAUCCAGUGAAAUCCAAUCCGGUGGCACUAUCAGACAUCUCAGAUGAUCGUGAUCAGAAUUCGUCGUUGAGUUUUCUAAGAGAUUUCGACAGUUACAUCCAUGGCCUUUCACACGAGGCCGAAAUGAUCAAUGGAUUUGGAAAUUAUGUGGUGGAUGAUUCGAACUUUGUUGGACAUGGUGAUGGAACGAAGUGUGAGGAUUUAGUACUGAGGGAGGAUGUAGAAGCUGCAAUGUGGAAAAAUUUGGGUGCUACCAGUGAUCAUUUAUUAUUUCAACCAAACCAUGAAGAUGUAGACCUCCAUGCAAUUUCAGCUUUUCUCAAUUCACAAGAUGGCUAUCAUCAGUGGAUUAAUUAA
Messenger RNA from Pyrus x bretschneideri (Chinese white pear), 909 nucleotides. Its product is annotated as transcription factor WER-like. NCBI's taxonomy places the organism in Eukaryota, Viridiplantae, Streptophyta, Magnoliopsida, Rosales, Rosaceae. The record is from RefSeq and is a predicted model, not a curated record. Bases 88 to 909 code for a protein of 273 amino acids. The transcript has 3 exons.